Oryzias melastigma (Indian medaka) is the source of this 3070-nucleotide messenger RNA. RefSeq names its product low density lipoprotein receptor class A domain containing 3 (gene ldlrad3). Gene Ontology annotation, molecular function: protein binding. The transcript has 6 exons. The record is from RefSeq and is a predicted model, not a curated record. Gene Ontology annotation, cellular component: plasma membrane. Lineage: Eukaryota; Metazoa; Chordata; Actinopteri; Beloniformes; Adrianichthyidae. Gene Ontology annotation, biological process: receptor-mediated endocytosis. The coding region runs from base 955 to 1905 and encodes 316 amino acids.
CAUAUUUAUUAUUUUAAAAAAGGUCAUAAAUGCAAAUCCAAUAAGACUUUUCAGCUCCUUCUAGGUUUUGAUCAGUCAAUAGAAACGCUGAUACUGAGGAUUUCUAUCACAUUUAAUAAAAGACUGAGACAAUGGGACAACUCUGUGGUGUCCUCAGUAAAGUGUCCCAGACUCCUCUUUGAAAUAAUAUAUCAAAGAAAAAAAAGUAAAAAAGAAAACAGAAAACUGAAUGAAUUGGCUUAAAAAAAAUCCUUUUUUAAACCACCGCAGUGGUGUGUGGUGCCCCUGAUCCGCCGCUUAGGAGGCCGUGUCCCGGGUGAGCCGACCUCCACUCUCCGGCUCUGCCUGCGGCUCCGCCUCCCUCCCAGCACCACCAGCACUCCCGAGCCUGCGUGUCCGCCACCCCCGAAUCCCCUUCAGCCUCGGCGUGUGUGCCAUCCCCCGCUCCCAAAGUGGACUUGGGACUGCUGUCCCGACCCGAGGCCACUUGUCUCGGCCAAAAACCGCGAACCCGCUUCAACCAAACGAAUCUUAUCGGUCAGACGUGAAAGGUGCGGGAGAAGUUUGUUUUUUUCUUCUUUUUUUUGUCCCUAGUUUUUGGCCCCGCGGUGGGGCAGGAACACUGAGGUAGGCCGUGCGGGAGGAAACGAGACCGUAUGAUGUGGAUCUGGUACCUUCUGCUUGGUUCGGGGUCAGGCUCGAGAACUGUUGGUAAGUUUUCCGACGCGCGCGCGAACUAACGUUAUCAUGUAGCGGAUACGUUCAGCUGGAGGAGAAAAGGGGCUGAGUUCCUCCUCCUGUUCCCUCUCUUUUUUUUCAACACUUUGGCUAACACUUACCAGGGAAGGAGUUCCGGGAAAAAAGUGAUAAACUUGGCACGCUUGAGGCUUGAACCAGAGCCAGCUGCUUCCCGGGAAUAAUUUCACCACCGAGUGCAACACUCCUGGAAUCUUCAUGUGUGGGAAUGGGCGGUGUGUUCCGAGCAACUGGCACUGUGACGGAGUACCCGACUGCUCUGACAAGAGCGACGAAAAAGGCUGUCCUAAGGUGAAGUCAAAGUGUGGUCCAACGUUCUUCGCCUGUGCAAGUGGCGUUCACUGCAUCAUCGGAAGGUUCCGCUGCAACGGCUUCAGCGACUGUCCUGACGGCAGCGACGAGGACAACUGCACAGGUAACCCCCUGGUGUGCUCGGAGACUCGCUUCAAGUGUCGGAACGGGCGCUGUGUGGACCGCAGCUUCCUGUGCAACGGACAGGACAACUGUCAGGACAACAGCGAUGAAGAGCUCUGCCUGACAACAGCAGAAGCUCCUGGUCAGGACUUUGUGACGCUGGACUAUCGUCUGCGCUACUACCCCAACAUCACCUACGCCGUCAUCGGCAGCGCGGUCAUCUUCGUGCUGGUGGUGGCCUUGCUGGCUCUGGUGCUUCAUCACCAGAGAAAGCGGAGCGUCCUGCUGCCCAGAGGCGUGAGGGGGAGCUCGCACCAUCACCAUCAGCCACUCCUUCUGUCCCGUCUGGUCAUCCUGGACCGAGGCCACAUGCAGUCCAGAGGUUCGGAUCCGCCUCCCGUCUCCCCCACCGCAGCGGGGCAGUUCGGCUCAUCUGCUCAAGCGAUGCAGCUGCUUUCCGGAGCCCGGUACUCCUCCACACCCUCCAUAGACUCGCCUCCGUCUUACUCUGAGGCUGUCAUGGAUGUCAGUCGACCUCCGUGGUUUGAUCUCCCUCCCCCCCCUUACCUAGCAGACGGGGAUCCUCCCCCCGAGGGCGAGCUUCCUCAGUACGACGCUCUGCAGGACUGUCCAAGCCCCCCGGCUGCUCAUCCGUCUGCACCCUCCACACCCAGAACUGUGGCUUCAGGGACACGGCCCGAUCUGAGCCCCAAAGACGAGUCGGAGCAGCUGUAGACCUUAAGACUAAAACACAGACAACGCAGGACCCGCCUGACGGGCCGAAGGUCGGUCCAAAGACCCGGUGGAGAAAAAACGGGGCGAAAGACUCACACUCUCCUUGAAGAGCUGCUGCCUCUUUGUGUUCUCCUCUCUUGUGUGUUGGCACCCCCUGCUGGUGUGAUGGAUGCACUACCUUUACGUCAAUAUUGCACCUUUCUUUGAGUUGAAAAAGAAUAAUUUAGUUUAAAUGCACUCCCCCUCUGUCAGUGACCACGACUCCACAGGAAGACCGUCUGUAAGUGUUUAUAUUGUUUUGUUGCCUGAAAACAUUCCCCUCUGUUCGCUUUUUUUGUUGUAUCAGCAUAAUUUUACGUAUUAUGAUUUUUUUUAAAGUUAAAUCGUAAAACAGAAUCUGAAAAAAAAUCUAAGAUUUUAGAAUAAAAUAAAACACAAUACUGAAAGUUGAUCCAAAUAGUCAAAAUGUCUCAAAGAUUGAGAGAAAUGUGUAUUCUACGGUGCAGUAUUUCUGUUUUUAAUUUAGAAUACAACAGUUUUAAUCAUUCCUUAAAGUAGCUGGUAAAGAUCCAUUUAAAUUCAGAUCUGACUGAAGACCAAUCCUUCAUACAUGACAAACCCUUUUUUAAGUGCCUUUGAAGGUUUUCAACUAAAACAGCUGCAGUCCGACGUGAGAUUAGCCACAAUAUUCUUAUUUUACACUUUAUGCUAAUGUGUGAAGCUGCAGCUGUUCAGCAUUCAGAAAACGAACCUUCAUAGUGUUAGACUGAAGAAACCCAUUUCUGAAGGAUUCUCUAUUUGUUUUCCUCACUUUGUUUUGUUUGACAUUUGUAUGUAGAGGAUAGAAAACCAAAAGUAUGUAUUUAAAGUAGGAAGUUUUGCUGUAAGAACAAACUUUGGGUAUUAUUUCCAGCUUUUCUGUAAAAAUUCAGGUAUGUUAAAACAAUCAAAACAGAUAAAAAUCCUCCAAAGGAUCAGAUGUGCCUUUAUUCAAAUGACCGUGAGCACAUAUUUGUGAGCGGAAACUGGAAAACCUCUCAGGACGAAACGUUAACCUUCACUCUGGUUUGGAUUUCAGGAGCAUUUUGUCAAAAACUUUGUGUUUGUGAAGAAGAUCUUUGUAGUCUGUACAUUUGAAGUAAUAUAAAGUUUUACUCAGACCUCA